UCCCAGCCUCACCUCUACGAUCACCACCACCAAGACCCCACCCCACAGCACUCCAAGCUUCACUUCUUUGAUCACCACCAACGAGAACACCUCCCACAGCACUCCCAGCUUCACUUCUAUCACCACCACAGAGACCACCUCACACAGUAAUCCCAGCUUCACUUCUUUGAUCACCACCAUGGAGACCCCCUCACACAGUGCUUCUAGCUUCACUUCUUUGAUAACCACCCCUGGGAUCCCGCCACACAGUGGUCCCAGCUUCACUUCUUCAAUCACCUUCACCGAGACCACCUCACACAGUACUCCCAGCUACACUACCUCAAUCACCACUAGCGAGACCCCCUCACAUAGUACUCUGAGCUUCAUAACCUCAAUCACCACCACCGAGACCACAUCACACAGUAUUCCCAGCUACAUUUCUUUGAUCAACACCAGGGAGACCUCCUCACACAGUACUCCCAGCUUCACUUCUUCAAUCACCACCACCGAGACCCCAUCACACAGUAUUCCCAGCUUCACUUCUUCAAUAACCACAACCGAGACCACCUCACACAGUACUCCCAGCUACACUUCUUCAAUCACUAUCACUGAGACCACAUCCCACAGCACUCCAAGCUUCACUUCUUCGAUCACCACCACUGAGACCAUAUCCCACAGCACUCCCAGCUUCCCUUCUUCAAUCACCACCACUGAGACUGCCUCACACAGUUCUCCCAGCUUCACUUCUUCAAUCACCACGACAGUGGCAACCUCACACAGUACUCCCAGCUUCACUUCUUCGAUCACUACCACUGAGACCACAUCUCACAAUACUCCCAGCUUCAUUUCUUCAGUCACCGGAAGCCAUAUCUGCUCACCCAGUACUCCCAGCUUCACUUCUUCAAUCACUGCCAUCAAGACCACCUCAAACAGCUCUCGUUGCUACAAUUCUUUUUUCACCACAACCGAGGCAACCUCACACAGUACUCCCAGCUUCACUUAUUACAUCACCACCACCACCGAGACCCCGCCCCAUAGUAUUCCUGGCUUCACCUCUUCAAUCGCCACAGCCGAGACCACCUCAGACAGUACUUCCAGCUACACUUCUUUGAUCACCACCAUCGAGUCCACUUCACACAGUACUCCCAGCUUCACUUCUUGGAUCACCACCACUGAGACCACAUCCCACAGCACUCCCAGCUUCACUUCUUCAAUCACCACCACCGAGACUGUCUCACACAGUUCUCCCAGCUUCACUUCUUCGAUCACCACCACCAAGACCACCUCAAACAGCACUCAUAGCUACCAUUCUUUUUUCACCACAACUGAGGCCACCUCACACCAUACUCCCAGCUUCACUUCUUCCAUCACCACCACCGAGACCCCCUCACACAGUAUUUCCGGCUUCAUUUCCUCAAUCACCACAACUGACACCACCUCAGAGAGUACUCUCAGCUACACUUCUUUGAUCACCACGACUGAGACCACAUCCCACAGCACUCCCAGCUUCAAUUCUUCAAUCACCACCACCGAGACUGCCUCCCACAGUUCUCCCAGAUUCACUUCUUCGAUCACCACCACAGAGACCACCUCACACAGUACUCCCAGGUUCACUUCGAUCACCACCACUGAGACCACAUCCCACCACACUCCCAGCUUCACUUCUUCAAUCACCACCACCGCGAGCACCCCACCCAGUACUCCCAGCUUCAUCUCUUUGAUCACCACCAGGGAGAACACAUCCCACGUACUCAGUACUCCCAGUUUCACUUCUUCGAUCACCACCACUGAGACCCCCUUACACAGUACUCCCAGCUACAUUACCUCAAUCACCACCACUGAGACUCCCUCACAGAGUACUCCCAGCUUCACUACCUCAAUUACCACCACUGAGACCACCUCACACAGUACUCCCAGCUUCACUUCUUCAAUCAGCACCAGUGAGACCCCCUCACACAGUACUCCCAGCUUCACUUCUUCAAUCACCACCACCGAGACCACCUCAUCCAGUACUCUCACUUUCACUUCUUCAAUCACCACCACCGAGAAUAUCUCACCCAGUGCUCCAAGUUUCCCUUCCUCAAUCACCACCACUGAGACCACCUCAAACAGCACUCCUAGAUGCACUUCUUUUAUCACCACAACCGAGACCACCUCACACAGUACUCCCAGCUUCUCUUCUUCGAUCACCACCACAGAGACCCCCUCAAACAGUACUUCCAGCUUCACUUCUUCCAUCACCAUAACCGAGACCACCUCGCAGAGUACUCCCAGCUUAACUUCUUUGAUCACCACCACCGAGGCCAUGUCCCACAGUUCUCCCAGCUUCACUUCUUUAAUCACCACCCCCAAAACCACCUCCCAAAGCACUCCCAGCUUCACUUCUUCAAUCACCACCACCAACACCCACACACACAGCAUUCCCAGCUUCACUUCUUUAAUCACCACAACACAGACUACCUCUCUUAGUACUCUUAGCUUCACUUCUUCAAUCGCUACCACCGAGACCACAUCCCACAGCAUUCCCAGCUUCGCUUCUUGGAUCACCACCACAAAGACCACCUCACACAGUACUCCCAGCUUCACUCCUUCGAUCACCACCACUGAGACCACAUCCCACAAUACUCGCAGCUUCACUUCUUCAAUCAUCACCACAGAGACCACCCCACCCAGUACUCCCAGCUUCACUUCUUUGAUCACCACCACGGAGAUUACAUCCCAUAGUACUCCCGGCUUCACUUCUUCAAUCACCACCACCGAGACUCCCUCACACAGUAUUCCCAGCUUCACUACCUCAAUCACCACCACUGAGACCCCCUCACAGAGUACUGCCUGCUUCACUACCUCAAUUACUGCCACUGAGACCUCACACAGUACUCCCAGCUUCACUUCUUCAAUCACCACCAGCGAGACCCCCUCACACAGUACUCCCAGCUUCACUUCUUCAAUCACCACCAGCAAGACCAUCUCACACAGUGCUCCCAGCUUCACUUCUUCUAUCACCACCAGGGAGACCACCUCACACAGUACUCCCAGCUUCACUUCUUCAAUCGCCACCACCGAGAUCACCUCAAGCAGCACUCCCAGCUACAAUUCUUUUAUCACCACAACCGAGACCACCUCACACAGUACUCCCAGCUUAACUGCUUCAAUCACCACCACCGAGACUAUAUCCCAGAGUACUCCCAGCUUCACUUCUUUGAUCACCACCACUGAGACCACAUCUCACAGUACUCCCAGCUUCAGUUCUUCGAUCACCAACACCAAUACCACAUCUCCCAACAAUCCAGGCUUCACUUCUUCAAUCACCACCACGAAGACCACCUCCCAAAUCCCUCCCAGCUUCACUUCUUUGAUCGCCACCACCGAGACCACCUCACACAGUACUCGCAGCUUGACUUCUUCAAUUGCCACCAGUGAGACCACAUUCCACAGUACUCCCAGCUUCACUACUUCAAUCACCACCACUGAGACCACCUCACACAGUACUCCCAGCUUCUCUUCUUCGAUCACCACCACAGAGACCCCCCAAACAGUACUUCCAGCUUCACUUCUUCCAUCACCAUAACUGAGACCACCUCGCAGAGUACUCCCAGCUUAACUUCUUUGAUCACCACCACCGAGGCCAUGUCCCAC
Messenger RNA from Cercocebus atys (sooty mangabey), 3615 nucleotides. Its product is annotated as mucin-3A-like. The record is from RefSeq and is a predicted model, not a curated record. NCBI's taxonomy places the organism in Eukaryota, Metazoa, Chordata, Mammalia, Primates, Cercopithecidae.